Molecule: messenger RNA, 1572 nt
Organism: Cladocopium goreaui
Lineage: Eukaryota; Dinophyceae; Suessiales; Symbiodiniaceae
Source: the annotation of a GenBank genome assembly
AUGGAUGGCUACUGGGUCUACCUGGAGCGCGGUGUCGACGCCGUGCGCCGCUGGAAGGCCUUCGGCGCCGCAGAUCAGCGGCGCUUGGAGGCGAAUGUGGUGGUUUUUUUCGGCCGCGCCGCCGUGCAUUUGCCACGCCACGGAACCAGUGGCAGCUCCUGGCUGGUGGCGCGCUACGGUGGCGGCUGCCUGCAACGCUUUGGGCCUUUCCCGGUGCGGCGUGCCACAUGGUUCCGACUGCCCAGUGGGCAGCUGGAACCAUAUGGGGAGAAGAUGAACCGGAAGCUGAAUACAGCGUAUGAGAAGCUGGCAUCCGCACAGGAGUGCACCCCAGCCUCGGCUGGAAGCCCACGAAGCGAUGAUGUGACCUCGCCUUCCGGCGGAUCACCCUCGGCCAAAGGUGAGAUCGUGAGAUGUGGGAAAAAGGUGGUGCGAAUGUACGUCACCUGGGGGAAGAUUCAAGCUGCAGAAAAAGAGACUGAUGGCACCAUGCGCACCUGGUUGGGCCUGUCCCAUGUGUUAGUGCAGCGGGGCUGCGAGGUCCCGGUGGAGGAGGAGGAGGAACUGCUUUUGGAGAAGGUGGGUCAGAUAGUUGUGGUGGUUCAUGGGAUCGGUGAGAAGUUCGCACAGAGUCACGGCCGCGGCCUCGCCUACGACAUCGGUGUGCUGCGUAGCUCACUGCUGCACUGCCAGCUGAAGCGCUGUGGCUUCGUGCAGCAGGAGGGACGAUGGCAAGCAGGUGAGGGGGCACAACCGGGGCAGAGGAUCGAGGUGCUGGUGUCGGAGUGGUGGCAGGGCGUUCAUUCUGAGGAGAUGGACCGACAGCUUGACAGCAUCACCCUGCCAUCCCUCUCCGCGGUGCGCGACUUUGCAAAUCUGUCUCUGGUGGAUGGCCUAGCCUUCUUCCAGGAGCGGCAAAAGGUUAUGGCGGCCACAGCUGCGAACAUUGAGAGAAGUGUAGGCAGAUUCAAGGAAUGCAAUCCCGACUUCAGAGGUCAGAUCUUUUUGGUCGGCCACUCUCUUGGAGGCGUGAUUCUGUGGGACAUCGUCACCGAGAAACGGCUGUCCUUCACUCCGAGCGCCCUCUUCACCUUGGGUUCGCCCCUGGGCGUUUUCCUGCACACGGCGCACGGUGUGGCGGGAGCCGAAAACAUGCGAGAAAAGCUGGGGAAGGUCCCCUUCUUCAACAUCUUCCAUCCCUUGGACCCCGUCGCCUACCGCGUGGAGCCCCUGCUGCUGCCGGAGCUCACGGCGGAGCCACCGGCGCCGGUGGAGGAGCCGCACGGCGCGGCGCGGCGGCGCAUGGAUUGGGUGCUGCCGAGCGUCGCGAUGAGCUCGGCGGCGCAACUGCUACAGGCUGUGCCAAGUCACAUUACCUACUACCAGAAUCCGCACGUGGCAAGCUUCAUCUUGCGCCAGUGCGUCCAUUCGCCCGCCUCCCUGAGCCACGUCGCCCAAGCGGCACGCGAACAGCUGAGUGUCCGACGCAGCCGGAAGAGUGGGUCCCGAGUGGAUGGCAACGAAGAAAAAGGGGGGGGGGGUACCCUCUGGUUAUGUCAAAAUAGCUAUUGA